Molecule: messenger RNA, 1990 nt
Organism: Nelumbo nucifera (sacred lotus)
Lineage: Eukaryota; Viridiplantae; Streptophyta; Magnoliopsida; Proteales; Nelumbonaceae
Cellular component (GO): cytoplasm; nucleus
Molecular function (GO): RNA binding
Source: RefSeq, a predicted model, not a curated record
CACCGCACGUACUACUUACUCCAUUAUAGUUUUCAAUUUUCACUCUCGAGUCUCGUCUAUCGCGUCGCUUCUCCGAGGACAGAAAGGCAAAAGGUGCCUUUUUUUCCUUUCAAGAUCAAGAUGGAACGACGAUCCGGUAAAGCGGUCGCUAGGGUUAGGGUUUGACAACCGGAAGGUGAUCGGAAGAGGGGCCUCGAAAUAAGCCCUAGUGUAUAGCCCUCGAUUUGCAGAUAUCAUGGCUCGCCAGGAGAACUCAUUUGCCCUAUUGGGGGAUGAGGAGGGUGACGAUGUCAAUGCUCUCCUUGCCAACGUCGCCGCCAAGGUUGCUGCUUCGCCGCCGGCAGAGAAGAAGCAGCCUCAACAGAAGGCGCAGCAGGCUUCGUCAGCUCCUGCUGCUAAGUUCCCUUCGAAGCCUCUUCCGCCUGCCGAAUCUGUGAGAGCGGAGAGAGGCAGGGGAGGAAGAGGCGGCCGAGGUGGUCGUGGGCUAGGAAGGGGUGGCUCGGGUGGGAGCGAAGCCGGGCAGUACGGGAAUGGCCGUGCCAAUGGUUACCAACGGAACUAUGGUGGGGAAUCUGAUGGGAAUUCUGCUGAUGAUGGCUGGCGUGGCGGGCGUGGCGGUGGUCGUGGCAGGGGAAGAGGCGGAGGGCGUGGCCGAGGAAGAGGGUUUAAUGAAGAUCGUGGUUUUGGAAAUGAAGGUCAGGCUGGUGCCAAUGAAACCCAGGGUCAGACUGGCGGUGAUGGUUGGGAAGAGGGGACUGAAUCUCAGGGAAAAACUUAUGGAAAUGAGAAUCGUCCUUUUAGAAAUGACAAUAGGGCGUUCAGGAAUGAAAAUCGGAAUGGGAAUGGCGAAAGAAGGGCUUAUGGUGCUGGAAAUCGUGGCUUCAGGGGUGGAGAGGGCCGGUAUGGUGAUCGUGACGGGGCAAGGUAUGGUAGGGGUGAGGCUCCGAAUGGUUCAGAGAAGGUGGAACUUGGUGAUGGGAAAGAGCAACCUGGAAACAAUACUGAUAACAACAACGGUGGAGAUGAAUGGGAUGUUCCUGUGACUACUGAAUUACCAAAGGACGCGGAAUCUGAACAGGAAAAGGUUGAACAAGGCACAAACCAGGAUGCUUCUGACAAGAAGCCGGAAGAAGAGGAUAAGGAAAUGACCCUUGAAGAAUAUGAGAAAGUACUUUAUGAAAAGAGGAAGUCUCUGGAAGCAUUUAAAUCUGAGGAAAGAAAAGUUACCCUUGACAAAGACUUUGAGUUGAUGCAACUUAUUGAGAAAAAGAAGGAGGACACCCUUUACGUUAAGCUGAAAGCUGAGAAGGACAAACUUAAGAAGAAGGAUAGCCUUGACAAGGAGGAGAAAGUUCGUAAGUCGCUGAGCAUAAACGAAUUCCUGAAGCCGGCGGAGGGUGAGAGGUAUGCACGAGGAGGACGUGGUGGACGAGGUCGUGGACGUGGGGAGCGUGGUGGAUUCAGGGGAGGAUUUUCGGGGCAGCCAGGUAGCAGCGCUGCUCCUGCACCUUGCAUCGAGGACCCUGGUCAGUUUCCUCUUUUGGGGGGAGCUGUCAAGGCUUGAUUUUUGUUAGGAUAUAAUAUUAGUUUUUUCCUCUUUUUUCGUCUUUCCCCCCCUUAAAGAAGUACUAGUUUUGCCUUUCUGGUCUCAGUGGAUCAGAUUCUCUAGCCUCUUAGUUUUUUUCUAGCUAAGAUCUUGGACAUAUUUCAGUGAGAUCUAAUAUUAUCAUAUCUUAUCAUUAUUGUCGAUUAUCAUAUUAGAUCUGUCUCUGUCUGUCUGUCUGAGUUUCAGUUACUCUUAUUAACGAUUUUAGUACAAACCUGUUUCUUUAAGAGUUUCUUUUAAGAGAAGUGUCGACUAGGCGUUAGUUUGUUUCGGAUACGUUCAUUCUCUUGCUGUUUUUGUUAGCCAUGAUUUGUGGGCUAUCGAGGUAUUAUGGUGAAACUGAGAAUGUUGUGCGGAUGGGUAUCAGACGUUUUGGGUUCUCUC